AACAACAACAACAACAACAAAAAGUAGGCCCGUAGAAACCACAGCGGAGAUGUAUCUACGGGAAACGGCGACCCUUCUUUCUUUCGCUGUGAUGGCUUCUGCGUUCUUCCCGCCUAAGCAACUAUGCACACUUCAGAACUGCGGAAACUUCCGGUAUUCUAACAUCGCGGUGUUCUACAGAGGACUGUUUAAGACAAAGGAUCAAAUCGUGAGGGAGGACUUGAAAUGGGCUGUUGACCAUCAGAGGAGAUACGGCAAAACGUUGUUGACAUUUUGGGAAGUGAUAUUUCAAGCUUCGUAUGUGGGAGGUCAUGAUUUUGAUCAGUGUUGUCCAACAACGAUGUCUCACAUCAAUCCGACAACUCUUACGAACACUAACGGAAUUGUCCGAGUCAUCGUCCAUCUUGACCUAUUGACUCCGUCUCAGUUUCAAUGGAUACCACACGGGGAGUGCUCCUCAGCGCCACACUUCUGUGUUGGAGUCUGUCGACUAGAAAACAUCACCAUGUACUUACUCGUGCACAACUUCGCGUUAAACCCACCCUUUGAAUUUGAUUCAUUUUCCGUUCCCUCAUACUGCUCUUGUAAGAGUUCUUAAACUAUAUAAAGAAUUAAUUCCUACU
Messenger RNA from Gigantopelta aegis, 623 nucleotides. RefSeq lists its product as uncharacterized. NCBI's taxonomy places the organism in Eukaryota, Metazoa, Mollusca, Gastropoda, Neomphalida, Peltospiridae. Bases 50 to 598 code for a protein of 182 amino acids. The record is from RefSeq and is a predicted model, not a curated record. The transcript has 4 exons.